CGUUUGGCGUAGACAUUGGCCCUAUAGCUUUCAAACCAUACUUAUCAACACAACACGCUCACAUACGCCGGCCAAAAGACGUAACAGAAAAGGCGGAUAGAUUGGAGUAAACGGGACCAAGGAACAAAACAAAGAAAAUGGCCGAAGACAGCAGCAACAAUCUCAAUCCCUCCAGACAAGACGCCUCGCCCUCUCCGCCCCCACCAGCGCCAGUCGCUCUAACACCCGGCCCGCGCGCUACUGUCCUACAGAAGACUUUCAACCAGGCAUUGUUGCGUACAUUGCGAGCAAAUUCCUAUGCCAACUUCUCCGGGUGCUUUCCCACCCCUGCGAAACAUGUUCCGGCUAGUCUAGAGUCGGUUUGGAGACAGCUGAAUGCGAAACUGGAGGAAAGCGCAAGGGCGGAGUUCGAAGAUAUCAUACACGAGAGAGAUGCGAUAAGGCAGUUGAAUGAGUUGGAUAGGUUGAUGGGGGAGGCGAGGCAUAGGAGAGACCGUGGACAGGGACAGGGAGAUGUUGCACCCCAUACAUUGACUCCGGAGGAACUAUAUCGCGCACGCCUUGCUCCGCAUUUGCAGGAGGCUCAAGCAACUUUGAAUGCGAACAUAGAGUCUAUACAAAGCGAAAACGUGGUGUUGUCUCAGCGGAUCCAGUCUCAAAGAUCGGAGAUUGAGGAUCUGCUGUCGAGCCUUGAGUCUGUGGCUGCAGACUUGGAGGGCGCUGCGACCGCUGCUACGCAGUUUAGUAUGGAGAACGAUCUUCGCAAGGAAGCUUUACAGAUGGAAGAAGAAGUCAAAACUAGAUCGGAUAUAUGAUUGGUAGCUAGGUACUUGUUGCCUACGACAUGCAGAACGUCACC
Messenger RNA from Aspergillus pseudonomiae, 859 nucleotides. RefSeq names its product PMF1/NNF1 family protein. Gene Ontology annotation, biological process: chromosome segregation. Bases 138 to 815 code for a protein of 225 amino acids. The record is from RefSeq and is a predicted model, not a curated record. NCBI's taxonomy places the organism in Eukaryota, Fungi, Ascomycota, Eurotiomycetes, Eurotiales, Aspergillaceae. The transcript is spliced from 2 exons. Gene Ontology annotation, cellular component: MIS12/MIND type complex.